This is a messenger RNA of Zygosaccharomyces rouxii, 234 nucleotides long. RefSeq lists its product as uncharacterized. The record is from RefSeq and is a predicted model, not a curated record. NCBI's taxonomy places the organism in Eukaryota, Fungi, Ascomycota, Saccharomycetes, Saccharomycetales, Saccharomycetaceae. Bases 1 to 234 code for a protein of 77 amino acids. The transcript has a single exon.
AUGACUUCCCGCAGUACGAUGUAUUAUGUGGAAACGAGCGCCCAGCGUUCACAACGAUUGAAUAUUUAUCCAAAUCCUGUUGCUCAAUUCUUACGCAGAACGUACUGGGCCUACUAUGUCCAUUUACCAUUUUACGGUUUGACAAAAUUAGACGCAUUUUGGCUCCACACUUUUUUCUUAACGCUAAUGAGUCUUGGUGUGUUUGGUGUGGUUAAAUACUGCAUUUUAUUUUAG